Messenger RNA from Acanthopagrus latus (yellowfin seabream), 5296 nucleotides. It is a transcript of the gene ccdc120, whose product is annotated as coiled-coil domain containing 120. Bases 1151 to 3004 code for a protein of 617 amino acids. The record is from RefSeq and is a predicted model, not a curated record. Lineage: Eukaryota; Metazoa; Chordata; Actinopteri; Spariformes; Sparidae. The transcript is spliced from 11 exons.
AGUAGACAAUAAAGGCAACAUAGUCAUGGGUGAGAGGCAGCUGUUAAACAGUACUUUGUAGAUUUUAAAAUAGAAAUUUUAAAAUUCCACUAGAAAUUCUUCUUCACUUACCUGUUUAACAUUGAAUGUAUUUAAUUGUCUUUUGGUAAUCUGAAUUAGCAUUAGCAUGCUGUCUAAUUUUCACUGUGUUGGUUUUGAUAUCUCGGCUUUUGUUUUCAUAAACACAUGAGGGUUUCUGCUGUUCAUGACUGGACAGCAAUAAAGUUUUGCGCUUGCACCUGAAAACAAAUAUCUAAAUAAAGUCUUCCUCUCAGAAUAACUGGGUAAGGACCGAUCAGGAGGACCACAUGAGCACCGCGCACCAGUUCCAGCUAAUGUGCUCUCUCCCCUUCUUCGCCACUGAGCGUCCCUGAACGCGUCCCGGCGCAACAACUGCUGAGAAUCCCGGAGCUCUAACUAGAUGACCAUACCUGCUUGUCACAGGACCGACACAUUGAAGGCAUGUAACAUCUGGGAGGGGCAACGCUGCUGGCUGUGACAGUGUCGGCUCGGUCGGCCGUGAGAAACGGAGGGUUUUCAUCCGGCGCAGACGGGAAAGCUUUCCUGUCUCUCUCGGAGCAGGUCUGCUGAGCUCAGAUGCGCAGAGGCUCCGACACGGCGGAGGUCGCGACGCUGCUGGUGAAUUACAAUCGGGGACACGAGAGCUGCCGUGAACGAGGGGCGACCGGUUUUUUUUUUUUUCUUCUUCUUCUCGCGCAUCACGAAUUGGAGCACGUUGAAUUAACCGAAGCUUUUCUUCAAGGGGAGGAUUUUACACCGUGACCCCCCGCAAACACACACCACCACCACCACCAACCCUCCGAGCAGGAAUGACUCUCCUCGGCUCGGUUUCGCUACAGAGGACCGCGGAGACCUCCGAAGGCAUCGGUCAUGCUCUCUGGGUUCAGCUAUAGACACCUGAACAGAGGUGCAGUGGCUCCCCCUCAUGGUACCUGCUGUAAUCUGAUCUAGGAGAGACUGAUGCUUAUCAACUGCUGACUUGCCAGAAAUGCAACCAUUGACUCUCCGCCUCAAGAAAACACAUGGCUGAUACUGCGAGGUGAGGGCGCGGCUGGGAGCGUGAGUUGUAAAGUCCCCAGAGUUCCAUCACAUGGAGGUCAAAGGACAUCUGAUCACAUCCAUGGGUUUGGGGGCUCCUGAUGUUCAAGGCUGCCAGGACAGCAAGCUGCAGGCUGAGAGGAUUGCAGCUCUGCAAGAGAGGAAGCAGGCCCUGGAGGCUCUCCUCAACUCCAGAGUGGGGGAACUCAAACAAGUCUGUUUGCAGGAAGCAGAGCUGACCGGGAAGUUGCCACGUGCUUUCCCCCUAGAGACGGGAGAGAAACCCCCAGUGGUGCAGCGCAGAGCUGGCCUGGCGCCCAACAGCAAGGCAGAGGAUGAGGCUGCCCAGAGAAAGCAGAUGAAAGCCAUCUUCACCGGUGCUCUGUACAGACACUCAGAAUCGGACCGAAAUGUCCCAAAUAGCAAGAGGACAGUUCAUCGAGGGUGUCACACAGAGGACACUGUCAUGUCAGAGAGUACAAGCUCCAUGUCAGAUUCAACAUCCCAUGACAAUGAGUCUUCUCCCAGCGUGGCCGCUGACCAGCGCUCUCUGUCUCAGCCCCGGCUCACCGUGGGCAGCCCUGACCACAGGAUCAGCAGGAAGCUGUCUCCGGUCGAGAUUUACUACGAGAUGAGGACACGCCGCAACUCUGUCACAAGCUCUGUCAGCCCAACUCACUCUUUACCAAGAAGUGCAUCUAACGUUGAAGGCAGAAGUGUUCCAGCCACUCCUCUCUUGGCCCGAACUGCUCCAAUCAGCGUUCACGUCAGGUCGGAUGCGUCAGGUGGUAAUGGGUUGAAGCAGUGGUCUGGCAGUCUGGAUGUUCCCUACAUGAUUCCACUGGCCCAGGAGGGCUCCUCCUCAGACCGGAGAAGCUGCCCUUACAGCUCCCGGGCCAGGCGCAGUAACAGCUCUGAGGCGCUGCUAGAUAGAUCGAGCCUUCCGGACGAUCCUGCUCCCAGAAACGGGAUGCCCCCCCGAGGAGGGCCCUACAAGAGCUCUGAGACACUGACUGAUGGCAAGCUGCGACACAUUCACCUGGGCAGCCCUGAGAGACACGUGGAUAGCUCUGUGGAACAAGCCAAACUGCGUCUGUCCAUGGGUGGCAGAGGGGCUGGUGGCGGCUACAAUGAGCUACUGAUGGACUAUAUCUGGGGAAAACAGCAGAGGAUGCAGGUGCAGCACCACCUGUACCAGUCCACAGGCAGGAUCUGGCAGGACGGGCCCUCUCCUCGCUCCUCUACUGCAGCGGCGCCUCCCCAUGCCAACGGCUUUUCACAUUCCCAGGUGCAUCUCCCCAGCGCUGCACCUCCUUAUAGCCCCAUGGUCCUCCGAGGGUCCCAGGCUGAGCUGCGCAGGGUCAAAGUCACCAGAACCAAAUCUUGUGGACCCUUUAUUCCUUUGCAGCAACAUUCCCAGGAUGGCAUCCUGCUGUCAGCGUACGAGUCACCCCUUCCUGCCUCUGGCACCACCACAUCCUCCAUCCCCAACCUGCUCCCCUACCAGACCGAGCUGUCUGGCCCCUCCUUCAGCCGCAGACCCCCACAGUUCUCUCUCCCGACCCCAGAGGACUCGACACGAAGCUUGCAUAAAGCCCUGGCUCUGGAGGGACUGAGGGACUGGUACCUGAGGAAUGCCCUCGGCUAUCCUCCUGCUGCCUCCAAGAGCCACGAGGCGGGGAUCUCUCGCCUCUCACACCCCCAUCCGCUGGUGCACCAGGCCCAGUCUGUGCAAGGUGAAACAGCCAACCUCCACAGGUCUUCGAUACCCCAGUCAGCCAGCUUCCAUGGUCACCCGCUGCAUGGAAGGUCGAUGGAGUUCUCUCUCUACCAGGAGACUCCUCAUCCACAGAUGCAAGAAGCGACCCCAAAGGAACCCAGUGCAGACCCAGGCACGCUAGUCUGAAGCAGCAGAACAUAGAUGCACGCACACACACACACACGCACACACACACACACACUCAGACUCACACAGAUAAGUUGAUACAAUGUGACCUCAACAGCAAAGCAAAACACGGCAACCUCAGCAGAAAGAGACUGGAAUAAAUGACAAACUGUAGCUGUACAGUGUGAAAAAGCCUUGGCAAGUUCCCCCCCCCGUUAUAACUAAUCCCACCAGUAUAUGAACUUCAAACCCAGUGAUCCCAUGUGGAUGCGUACCAGAAUUCACUAAUAACAAUAUGGUCAUGCUGUACUUCAUAUAUCAAACCAGUAAAAUCCUUCCUAGUAACCCCGAAAAAUCUCCCGAGAUAUACUUUUUUACAGAAUAUAUUCAACUCUAAAUCACUAUUUUGUAUCUUCUGAGAUAUAAAUAACAGUUAUAUUACAGAGUUAAUUUAUUGCUCAUUAAUCGUGUGAUGUACGAAGAUGUUAUAUGAGCUCACAUCAUUUGAAAAAGUAUUAUUAAUACAUGCCGGUGAAUGUGUGUUUGUGAAACUAUAUAAAACGCAAAAAAACAUGCUUCGGUCUCCAUCUGCCAUUGAUUUCAAAGCCAUUUGUAUUUUUCACGUUUGAUAAACGAAAGGGGCCAUGAACUGUAGCGUGCGGGUGUAGCGGACGGGAGUGCCUAAAAGUUUUAAUAUAAACCUUGGUUAGAAAACUUUAAAAGUGCUUUCUAUUGAUCUGAAAUGUUAGCAGCAAGCCUUGUGAGCGUAGUCUAAUCGAAUAGUGAGAGCAGUUUACGAUGUCACUAAAUUAGGGUAUUUGGAAUGAUGUCAUACAUAUUGUGAUUUUUUUCCGUUUGUUUUCUAGAUUCAGCUCGGUGCUGGCCGAUAAAUGUAGCUUUUCUCUGUGCUGACCUUCACAGAGUAAUUAGAUCAGUUUUAGGACAAAACCUGAGGGCUGUUGUGAGACCUACUGUGUGGCAGUAGCUCGUCUGUAUGACAAAUAUUUACUCAUAUCGAGACGAUUUAUUCUGCAGUUGGUUGCGGAGGAUUUGAGAGUCAUAUGGAGCACUUUAUGAACAUCUUAAGCCUUAAUUCCCUAUGAAAUUGUCUCCAAGAGAGAUGAGAGGCAAUAUGAAGCUUUUGACAGGGUUUGUAAUUGGGGAAAGUUGAGGAAAGCGAGUUUUAUCAACAUCUUCUGAAGGUCUGUUUGAGUCUGUAUAUAGCGUGGAUUGUACUGAUGAGUUUCAAGCUGAUAUUUUAUUCCCGUGCUAACAACGUAAUUUUUUCAACUAACGACAUGAGUAUUUAAUCAGAAUAACCUCCCCGACUCAUUCCACCCCCAAGUGAGCACUAUUUAAUUGGUUGUAAAAAGUGAGGUUGGUGGUUUGAACAGAAUAGGGCUGCUGCAGUUUUGAAUGAUGGUGUGAGCAGGUCUCAUGCCAGUAAAUUUGUUAAUGAGAAUUCAUGCUGGCUGAUUUUUGUAUUUGUAGUGAUUUCAACUCAUUUCAUGUGCUUGUUUGUGUCGUUUCAAAAAAUAAAAAAAAUAAAUUAACACUUCACAUUUUUUAAAGAUCAGAGUAGUUAUGUGUGACGAUGAUAUAUUUGUAAUCGGAGUCUUAGCAGCUGCAGUGUUCAGAAAAAUCAGAAGAUUAAAAUCCUCAAGGAGGCUGAAAGUAUUUGUCUUAUUGUAAACAGAAGUCAACAUAUUUUUAAGUAUUUUUCCAUUGGCCAUGUUGGGACUCAUUUGAAUGUACUUCUUUACGUUUGUCACUCGUGGUGUUGUUUUCUACUCUGUUACAAACUGUAGCACACACCGAAUGUUACCUGGUUUCUUCUGCUGUCUGAUGUGUUCACAUCCUCUCAGUAUCCAGCUUCAUGCAGCUCCUUACAGCUGGUUAAAACCUGAAAUCAAAGACCAAACUGCUGUGCACUGGGGGUCGUAAAUGUAUUUUUCAUAUAAUGUACUCUGUAAGUUUAAAGUAAAUGAUAUAAAUUUAGCUCUGAGGCAAAUUUAUUCAAACUAUAUUAUAUUUAUGAACCUAUAACAUUUUGUAGCUAUCUACUGUAGCUCUUUCUCAUCAGUGCAGGAAUCGGUAAUGUGUGUUAAAUUUAAUUUCAUUCAGCAGUGUGACGUGUCAAUAUUUGAUUCUUCUACUUCUUCUUCUUUUUUUUUGAUAUUUAAGUGCAGCUGUUUUCUCUAUCCCUCCCCUCUUUAUAGCCAGGCCUAUGAAAUAAGACUUUAGGCCCGCCCUAUACUGUAUGUAUGAGACUGUGCAUUCAUUCUACUAAAUAAAGUGUCAUGUUGAAAUCAA